Messenger RNA from Musca vetustissima, 7542 nucleotides. Its product is annotated as E3 ubiquitin-protein ligase highwire-like. The transcript has 10 exons. NCBI's taxonomy places the organism in Eukaryota, Metazoa, Arthropoda, Insecta, Diptera, Muscidae. The annotation marks the transcript as partial. The record is from RefSeq and is a predicted model, not a curated record. Gene Ontology annotation, cellular component: nucleus.
UUCUCAAUCAAAUGAACGUCAAUUCUUGAAAGAUUUCAUUAGUGGUGCUCCUGGGUCAUCGGGAGCUCGCUUAGCUGCAUGGCUGCAACCAGAACCUCGCCUAGAUCCCAACAAAUGUGAGUUAAAUACAAUCACUGAACCGUUGCGUUAUGGUUGGCCCACACAGAUAACAGUGACCAUAAGGGAUCAAUAUGGGGAUGCAAUUGUGGUACCAGAGUUAAAGGUCGAAAUCAAAGCCAUACCUACUGGAUCCAUGGGGAAUGGUAAUGUUAAGCUACGUCGUGCCUCCCAAUCGGACAACUACUUCGGCGGUGUGGCACCACCGCCACGACAAAAUUACGAACCCACAAUUAAAGAGAAAAUGUGUUUCAAGGCCAUUACUUUCAUGAAACCCUACAACAACUACUCCUUCGAGGAGUUACGUUACAAUAGCCCCAUACAGACCCGAGUUACAGAGACCCUCUUUGCCCAAGAUAUGGAAGAUGGUACAUUUAGUGUCCACUGGACACCCAAUGCUGUGGGUAGUUAUUGCCUAACGGUCAACAUUGAUGGUAUCCUCCUGGAAGAGGUUUAUCGUGUGGAGGUUAAGGAGGGUAGUGUACCACCACCGGCCCAUAAAAUGGUUAUGAAAAAUCAUCACACCCCAAAUAAGUUGAGGAAAUUCUAUACCGAAAAUACGGCUGGUCUACGUAUACGUUCCCAUCCUACCCUGCAAUCGGAACAAGUGGGUGUGAUCAAGCUGAAUGGCGUAAUUUCGUUUAUCGAUGAAAUCGAAAAUGACGACGGGGUGUGGUUGCGCCUAUCAACCGAAUCGAUAAGGCAACAUUGUGCCAUGGGUUGGUAUCCGACGGAGGCAUGGUGUUUGCAGUAUAAUCAGCAUUUGGGUAAAACGUUGCUGCAUCCUGUCGUGGAGAAUACUUCCGUCGCGAACAGAGAGAGUAACACCAAUGAUAUGAGUAUGGAGAGCCAACCUAUGUCGCCGCUGCCCACAGUGCAGGAUGUCAGUCGGAAUAGGCAACGUGACAUUUUGGAUAAUUUGGAACCGGUAAAUGCUACUUUGGAAUCGCCAUCACCCAAUGCCAAGUCUGCGGAUUCGAAGAAGGUAUUUGAUUUUGCUGCAAAUCCUCCCAAGCCGGCGGAGUUUCCUCAUGUCUCUACAAAUCCGUUUAUUUGUGCCGAUACUGAAUCUAAGAACUCGGUAAAUGAUCUGCAGCAGCAACAACAUCCAUUCGGUGGUGGUGGUAGUGAUGGUGAAAAGGAAGAUCCGUUUGCUGCGGGUAGUGCUGGGGCCAGUAAUCCCAUUGGUUCAGCCAUUGCAGGAGUAGUUGGUGGCGGGGCCAUUAAACUGCAAGCCCUGCAAAAAUGGUUUAAGGGCGAUAAUGAACCCAAUUCUGGUCGGGAUUAUUCCUUUAAACCCUCCGAUGUGGGAGAAAUAGCUUCGGUAUCGGUCAGAGAAUUGGUGAGAGUAAUGGGUGGCCAAGACACCCGCAGUAAUGGUAAUGGAUCUCAGCGUUCAAGUAGCCCCAUAAAACAUGCCACAGAAGAGGGUGGAGGACGUUUAUCGGAAAAUGUGGAUAAUUCCUUGGUCCAAGAUAGUUCCAAUGUGGAUGUGGGCAAUUUUGAUGUCGUCAGUAUGCGUAAGACUCAUUUUACCCCAAGUCAAACUGCAGCUUUGCUGAGUACCCCAAAACACUCACCACGACGUGUGGGAGGCUCCAGGAAAUCUACUACUUCGUUGGGAGCUUCAAGCCUGGCAAAUGAUUCAGGAGGAGGUUUGAAAGAAUCGGACAUUUCCAACUUGGAGGAUGAAAUGAGUUUAAUGCAAAUUACCACAUCCUCCACAAGCAGUGGUGGUACCGUGGUCCUGCAAGAUCAAAUUGUGUUUGGAGAUUCUCGCAGCGCCCAACAGUCUACUGCUAGUACGGAUAAUUCUAGUCCACCUAUAUGGCCGGAGGCGGCUGCUGCUGCCGCCGGAAAUGCAACACAAAAUGCUUUCUUCAAAUCGCAUGGAACACAGACGACGACAAAGAAAACAACCAUGGGCCCCAUAAAGAGGGCCAUGCCACCUUCAUUUGCGGAGAGUAUACGGGCGGUGUUCGCCGCCUUCCUUUGGCAUGAGGGUAUUGUCCAUGAUGCCAUGGCUUGUGCAAGUUUCCUGAAAUUCCAUCCCAACUUACCCAAGGAGGGUACAACAGUUGUGACACGGCGGGAUCAUGGCGAGGGUAGGCAGCAAUUAUCGAAGGAGCAGAAAGCCCAGCAAAGGCAUUCUGUGGAAGUGGCAAAUGCUGGAAACUAUUUGAAUAUACGACCCUCCACAUUGGAAACCCUAACAAAGACGGGUAAUUUUUCUGUGAAUAAUCGAAAAUAUCGUAAAGGCUUGUCAAAUGAUGCCGGAGAUGGCGAGGUGGGUGAGAAACAAAAGCUGCACUCUUUGCCCGAGGUGGUAACAGUUCUGCCGCCUGCUUUGAGAAGCCUCGUUUAUCUUUGGGAACACAUUUGUUCCAAUUGUGUACACAUCGUGCAAUCGAAUUCUCUGAGCCAAGAGAAAUUCUCCAAUCGAGAGGGCAGUGGAGAGUCAAAGGAAAAACAAACUAACAAGGAGAAGGAAAACAAGAAAUCGAAGAAGAAAAAGGAUGAUGGGUCCUGGUGUGAAAUUUGCCAAGUAUUCCUGCCGAUACCGGUUACCUAUCACAUGCGUAUUGUCCAUCCUGGCUGUGGUAAAUCCGCCAAGGGUAAAGGUUAUAACAGCGUGGGUAUUUUCUGUGAAGGCUGGGCCGGCAAUUGUGGUGAGGGUGGCAAGGGAGCUUCCAGUUGGUUCCUGAUGUGUGAUGCCUGUCGGGACAAAUAUAUUUCCACCAAUAAAAAUACCAAUAACUUGAAUAACACCAAUUCCGGAGGACCCUGUAAUGAGCUGAACCUUUUUGGGAUUAAGACCACUACCUUAAUAGCAAAUUCCGAUAUUUACAAUACGAUGCGGGAAAAUGCCACAUUUCUAUUGGAAUUAUCUUCGAAUAUCACAAACUUACCAACGGAUCCAAGUAAUGCGGCGAGUGGAUUGGGUAUUGGCAAGAGAUCGCCUCAACAAAUGCCCGUCGUUGUGGAACAUCAACAUUUCAGUAUGAGUGAAAUGAAUAAACCCAGUACCAGUCGGGGUGAUACGGCCCAGCAGCGACAUAGUCGUGUGGGUCUGAGAAUUAAUAAUAAAUUUGGAGCAAAUGUAUUGUUGCGUAAGAGCUUCACGGGUGGAUCCUGCUCUCCGGAACAUCCUUGGUUGGCACCCGAAACCUUUGCCUGCUUGGAAACAUUUGGCUCGGCAAACAAAGAUGAUCUGCCUUAUGAAAUAUUUGGCAUGGGACCAAGUGAAGGUGGUGGCGGAUUUGAUAGGCCCCUUUCUGAAAUCUCAUAUGAAUCGGACUUACCCAACUUCGAUCAACCAAAUCCACCCAGCUGUAUGACCUCCAGCACCGGGACACUAUCGAAAUUUCAUCGCAGCUAUUCCAUGGGCCAGGGAUGGGGUGCAGUUCAACAACAAUCGGGAGGUGGUAAUGUGCGCGAAGAACCCUAUUAUCCUAAAGUCGUGUUUCGUAAACGUAACUCAACCAUUGAUUCCGAUGGAUCUUUGCUAAUUUGUUAUCCUUCGGAGAAUUUACGACGUCUGGUACCCGAACAUGUACUAACAGCAACAUCUGUGGUACAAAAAUGCAGCAAUCUUCCUGAAGCUGGAGGAGAUUCAUUGGGCAAUGAUCCGAACAAGGAGUGUAAAUUUGAUUUUGAAAUAAGCAAACAACAAAAUCAAAGGAAUAAUUCCGAUAAUGAAUCGGUAAAUCAGGUCAAUGCCUUGCUGCAGAGGCCGGCGAUGGCAUUUAUGACACAAAAACAUGAUUUGAAGAAGUUGCGGAGUGCCAUGAAAAGAAGUCUGCGAAUUGCAACCUGUCGUAAUUAUUCCCUGCAGGCCUUUAAUUGGCUACUGCGUUCGGUAACACAAAGUGUGUGUUUGCAUGAUCUGAUGUGGUGGUUUGUGUCAUCGCUAAGUAUCUCGGGAUCGGCUAAUUCCGAUCCCAUGGAUGGUAAAUUUGAUGAAUUGGAACCAGCACUGGAGCAUCCAGUUUCCUAUACACAAAUAAGUGGACGUCUAUCGCAUAUGAUUACCGAGAGUCUUCACACAUUCCUGCAGUCAGUGGCUGAUCUGACUCUUCAUCUACCCCUCGGAUCGCCACUGCAACGCAUAGCCAUACAAUGUUUUGGUAUACGAUUCCGUCAAACGGAUCAUCAAUUUCUGCACAGCUCCCAUGUUUUUGGUAACAUUUCGAAGAUUUUAUCAAAAUCGGAUGAACAAAAUGAAUCUCCCGGGGUGUUUGGUAUGACCGAAGAUGCAGAAAGCAAGGAGUUAUUGGGAAAGGAUAAUUAUUCCGUACCUGAUGCUGGUGGCAAAAUAAUCUAUUACAGCGAUUUAAAUGGUCACUUCGACAUUACGGUCUCUUCACGCCAGGCCAUGGCGGAGUCCUUGACUGACAAUUCCACGGAAACGUUUUGGGAGAGUGAUGAAGAGGAUCGCAACAAAAGUAAAAUUGUGGAAAUAUCCAUGAACAAACUGACCUAUUGUUGUAAAAUGCUACUCAUUCAUAUCGACAAUAGUCGUGAUAUACAAAAUAAAGUGUCUUCGGUUGCCUUCUAUGGCGGUCAGUCACUGGGUGAUACAAGCCUCAUUAAAACCGUUGAAGUUGAUGCUAAAGCUUGCACCUGGAUAUCAACGAAAAUUAAUGAUGACAAUUUCACUCAUUUCCGUUUGGAAUUUACCGGCCCGGAGAAUACUCUACGUGUGAGGCAAAUUAAAAUUUUAGGUUUACCCGCUGCAAUGUGUGGUUCGGCAGAUCAGCUGACAAAUCCUUAUGAUUUAGCAGUGAACAACACCACUCAAGGUCAGGCAUUUAAAUAUAAUAUGAAGCUAACAAAUGCUGUGAGGAUACAACAGCAAAUCUGCGAGGCGGAGACGUUGAGGGUGUUCCGGUUGAUAACAGGACAAGUCUUUGGCAAACUGAUAAGCCUCGAGCCGACAAGCGAUGAAAGUGGUGGCGUUUUGGGUAAAAGUCAUUCACAAAAUGCUCUGGGCAUGGAUUCAAGUGCCAAUUCAAUAUUGGCCGACUCUCUCGACUUGCGGGAACAUAUGGUUGGCAUAUUGUUCUCACGAAGUAAACUCUCGCAUCUACAAAAACAGGUGAUUGUCCACAUAGUGCAUGCCAUAAAGAAAGAAGCCCGACGCGCAAGAGAAGAUUGGGAUGCUGUUAAUUUGGCAAAUUCUCUGCGUGAUCCUAAUGGAACCGGGUCAAAUGGUCAGGAAUCUAAAGGUGACAGCAAUUCGGAACGUGGUGGACGUACCGCUGAUACCUAUUGCUUUGAAAUGUUGAGUAUGGUAUUGGCAUUGUCGGGCAGUGUUGUGGGACGUUCAUAUCUAUCGCAUCAACAUGGACUGAUCAAAGAUCUACUAAGUCUGCUGCACACGGGAAGUGAUAGGGUACAGAGACAGGUGACAGCUUUGUUAAGGCGUAUCUUACCGGAAAUAUCGCCAGCCACAUUUGCCGAUAUUUUGAGUGUGCAACGUCUACCACCAUCGGAUUAUAAUAUAGCCCAUCAAAUUGCUAUAGAUUUUGAUAUGGAUAGCCUGGGGCUUUUGGAUAUAUUUUUGGCGGUCAUAGCCAAGUCGUUGCAAUUGCAGGUAAAGGUUAAAAGUGCAGGAGGUAAAUCCAAUAUGGAGAAGACACCCUCGUUUGUAAGACUCUAUAAUUCCUUGGAUUUAUCGGUACAUCUCCUCAAACCGGUGAAAAUGCAUAUGAGUUCGGAAAAUAUCAAUGAGGAGGUGGAAGACACCUUCUCACGUGCCGACUACACUUUUGAAUAUGAUCGUUCAAUGGAACUGAAAGCAGGAAGAGGUAGUAGUCGAGACAUAAAAAGAGAAGCUCCGAAAAAUCUAAAUCAAAGGUGGUUCCUGAAUGGUGUCAUACCCACCAAACAGGCGGAGAGUAUUAUUUCGUUGAUAAGGGAUUUGGCAACGGGUAAAUUGGGUGAAAAAUGGUCUCAGAUGACCAAGGCAGCCAUUGCUGAGGCUGUCUUAAACUUGACACGCUUGGAUGAGAUCUUCCGCAGCCCCGAAAAUUGUGUAAAAACGGCCACUUUAUGGUUGGCCUUGGCCAGCUUAUGUGUCCUAGACAAUGAUCAUGUAGAGAAGUUAUCAUCUGGCCAAUGGACCAUAUCAGAUACUCGUCCAAUGUGUACCAAUCAUGAUGAUGGUGAAACCUCCGCUAUUAUACAAUGCGAAAAUUGUGGUUCCCUUUGUGGGGAUUGUGAUCGCUUCUUGCAUUUAAAUCGCAAAACAAGGACUCACAAAAGAACGGUUUGCAAGGAAGAAGAGGAGGCUAUACGGGUAGAACUACAUGAGUCCUGUGGCCGUACCAAACUAUUUUGGCUGCUGGCAUUGGCCGAUUCAAAGACUCUCAAAGCAAUGGUGGAAUUCCGUGAUGGCAGCCAUACCAUCAUCUCGGGUGCCCAAGAUUCGGUGGGUCGUUGCCGUUUCUGUGGCAUAACGGGUAAUUCAGGACUCUUGGAAAUUGGCAACGUUUGUGCAGAUGCCCAGUGCCAGGAAUAUGCUGCCAAUUCGUGUAUGAAAACCAAGUCCUGCGGACAUGUUUGUGGUGGUGUAGUCAAUGAAAAGAAAUGCUUACCCUGCUUGCAGCAUGUCUGCCAUGCUCGGGAAAAUAACAUGGCCGAUGGUUUGAAUGAACCCAAACUGACACAGGACGCCGAUGAUAUGUGCAUGAUUUGUUUUGUCGAGGCAUUGGCAUGUGCCCCAUCGAUACAGCUCGAAUGCGGUCACGUUUUCCAUUAUCACUGUUGUAAAGCCGUCUUGGAGAAACGUUGGAGUGGUCCUCGUAUCACAUUUGGUUUCUCCCUGUGUCCCAUUUGCAAGGCAGACAUUAAACAUCCCAUGUUGGCAGAAAUAUUGGAACCCAUCAAUGCUCUCAAGCAGGAUGUUAAACGCAAAGCCCAAAUGCGCAUUAAAUACGAGGGCAUUGUUAAGGAUACCGAAAAUCGCGAUUUAACCAAUUUGGCAAUGGAACGUUAUGCCUACUAUGUGUGUUUCAAAUGCCAGAAAGCUUAUUAUGGUGGAGAGGCUCGUUGUGAUGUGGAAAUUGGCGAGAAAUUCAAUCCCGAGGAGUUGGUAUGCGGUGGUUGCUCCGACGUGGCCCGAGCUCAAAUGUGUCCCAAACAUGGUACCGAUUUCUUGGAAUACAAAUGUCGUUAUUGCUGUUCGGUGGCGGUGUUCUUCUGCUUUGGCACUACACAUUUCUGUGAUACAUGCCACGACGAUUUUCAGCGUCUUACAAAUAUACCGAAGAAUAAAUUACCCCAAUGUCCGGCUGGACCAAAGGCUAAGCAGUUGAUGGGUGAAGAAUGCCCACUGCAUGUUAUACAUCCACCCACGGGGGAGGAAUUUGCCUUAGGGUGUGGUGUCUGCCGUAAUGCCCAAACAUUUUAGCAUCACAUUGA